Messenger RNA from Dentiscutata erythropus, 131 nucleotides. The record is from the annotation of a GenBank genome assembly. Lineage: Eukaryota; Fungi; Glomeromycota; Glomeromycetes; Diversisporales; Gigasporaceae.
AUCAAGAUAAUGAACUCAUUCUUUCUGCAAAAAUGUGGAUGCUUUAUAAGAAAUUACUCUCUUCAAAGAAAACUAAUGAAAAUAGAGACAGAUUAGUUAUGAAAAUUGAAAAAAUUUCAAGCAAUAAAUAG